UGAGAGUUUUAACAAUGGCGUGGCCGUGGCGGGGGGCUGCCGCUCUCUGCUCGAGUCCUGAACCAGAAAACCACCUGUAAACAUCGACUUGGAGCAUAUCGGCGAUUUGAAAAGUAUUUAUACGGUUAAAAUGAUAACGGACAGAGUAAAUCUCCGCUGAAGCCUGCUCUUCAAACUGUGUCAAACUGCUGGACUGUCGCUGGAAGCGCUUUGCCAUGUCGUUACUGUGUGUCAGAGUAAAAAAAGCCAAGCUCCAAGGACCUCCAGACAAGUUCAACACCUACGUGACGCUGAAGGUGCAGAAUGUCAAAAGCACGACUAUCACAGUGCGGGGAGAUCAGCCCUGCUGGGAGCAGGAUUUCAUGUUUGAGAUUAACCGGCUGGACCUCGGCCUCAUUGUUGAGGUGUGGAACAAAGGCCUCAUCUGGGACACCAUGGUGGGGACAGCCUGGAUUCCUCUAAAGAGUAUCCAACAAUCAGAGGAGGAGGGUUCAGGUGAGUGGCUCUUUCUGGAUGCAGAGGUCCUGAUGAAGGCUGAUGAGAUAUAUGGCACCAAGAACCCAACGCCUCAUCGAGUCCUGCUGGACACUCGCUUCGAGCUGCCUUUUGACAUCCCAGAUGAUGAGGCACAGUACUGGACAGGCAAACUGGAGCGCAUCAAUACCAUGAGAAUCGAUGAUGAGUACCCUCUUCAGGAUGAUGUUCAGAGUCGCCCACUGCCAUUUGCGGCUUCCCAGUGCUGCAACUAUUUCGGAUGGGCUGACCCACUGACUCUGGAUGACCAGGACAGUGCUGUAGAUGACCGGGAUAGCGACUACCGCAGUGAGACGAGCAACAGUCUGCCUCCACGUUAUCAUACAACGGCUCAGCCAAACUCCUCCAUGCACCAGUAUCCCAUGGGGCCUCGGCAGCAGCAUCACCCAGACUCCUGCACAGAUUCUGUCCACAGUUUUGAUCUGGACUACAGGGACCAGAGAGGAACCAGUCCAGUGGAAAGUAGUCGCUUUGGGUCAUCAGGAAACCUGAGCCAGACCAGCUCCCAGCUUAGUGAAACAGGCCAGGAGAGCACAGGAGGGUCAGAACUGGAAGAGUCCUUCCACUCUUACCACAGUUCUAGCUUUCACCCUUCAACCAAUGGGCAGGCACGCACCAAUGGACAUCAAACCACCAAUGGACAUCAUACUACCAAUGGACACUCUCCUGUUACUGAGAAAGAGAGACAUAGGUUUUCCCCUGAAUUAGGACAGGCCCUGAAAAACGAUACUCCAGCUGAGAGAGGGUCCUCUAAACUCCUGAGGUUCCAUGAUGACGGGCCACCAUUACCCUUUACUCCAUCCAGAGUUCGUUGGUUGAAGGCCAUCAAUAAAGUCAGGGUUCAGCUCCGAGAGGUUCGAGAUGAAGAACCCAAUGCUCGACAAGCCUGGGUCAAACCAGGUGGCGGAUCUGGUCUGUAUGGAAUUGACAGCAUGCCAGACCUGCGUAAAAAGAAACCUAUCCCCUUGGUCAGCGAUGUGGCUAUGUCUCUCGUCCAAGCCAGGAAGGCUGGGAUCGCAUCUGCCAUGGCUGCUCGGUCCUCAAUCAAGGAUGAGGAGCUGAAAAACCAUGUGUACAAGAAGACCCUGCAGGCUCUCAUCUACCCCAUAUCCUGCACUACUCCACACAACUUCGAGGUGUGGACUGCCACGACACCUACUUACUGCUAUGAGUGUGAGGGGCUGCUGUGGGGAAUCGCCCGCCAAGGCAUGCGUUGCUCUGAGUGUGGGGUCAAGUGCCAUGAGAAGUGCCAAGAGCUGCUGAAUGCUGACUGUCUACAGCGUGCUGCAGAGAAGAGUUCUAAGCAUGGAGCUGAAGACCGGACUCAGAAUAUCAUCAUGGCCAUGAAGGACAGGAUGAAGAUCAGGGAGAGGAACAAACCAGAAAUCUUUGAACUUAUUAGGGAAGUGUUUAUCAUCAGCAAAGCUAUCCAUGCACAGCAGAUGAAGACCAUCAAGCAGAGCGUACUGGAUGGAACCUCAAAGUGGUCGGCCAAGAUUACCAUCACAGUCGUUUGUGCCCAAGGACUUCAGGCAAAGGACAAGACAGGAUCCAGUGAUCCAUAUGUCACUGUUCAGGUGGGCAAGACCAAGAAGAGAACCAAGACCAUUUAUGGCAAUCUCAAUCCUGUCUGGGAGGAGAAGUUCCACUUUGAGUGCCACAAUUCUUCAGACCGAAUUAAAGUGCGUGUGUGGGACGAAGACGAUGACAUCAAGUCUAGGGUGAAGCAGCGUCUGAAGAGGGAAUCUGAUGAUUUCCUGGGCCAGAGUAUAAUUGAAGUUCGAACGCUGAGCGGAGAAAUGGAUGUCUGGUACAACCUGGAGAAGAGGACAGACAAGUCAGCCGUGUCGGGUGCCAUUCGCCUCCAAAUCAACGUGGAGAUCAAAGGAGAGGAAAAAGUGGCUCCGUAUCACGUGCAGUACACCUGUUUGCACGAGAACCUGUUCCACCACUCCACUGAUAUGCUUGGCCAAGGUGUGGUUAAAAUCCCAGAAGCUCGUGGAGACGAUGCCUGGAAAGUCUACUAUGAUGAUGUGGCACAGGAAAUAGUGGACGAAUUUGCGAUGCGCUAUGGAAUAGAGGCAAUCUACCAGGCCAUGACGCACUUUGCCUGUCUGUCGUCUAAGUACAUGUGUCCCGGCGUUCCUGCAGUGAUGAGCACCCUGCUGGCCAAUAUCAAUGCCUUCUACGCCCACACAACCGCCUCCACCAAUGUGUCCGCUUCCGACCGCUUUGCUGCGUCCAAUUUUGGGAAAGAACGCUUUGUCAAGCUUUUAGACCAGCUCCAUAACUCCUUGCGCAUUGACCUCUCGACAUACAGGAACCACUUUCCUGCCAGCAGCAAGGAUCGCCUGCAGGAUUUGAAAUCCACCGUGGACCUUCUAACUAGCAUCACCUUCUUCAGGAUGAAGGUCCAGGAGUUACAGUCUCCUCCUAGAGCCAGCCAGGUGGUGAGGGACUGUGUCAAGGCCUGCCUCAACUCCACAUACGACUAUAUCUUCAAUAAUUGUCACGAGCUGUACAGCAGACAAUACCAUCCUAAUGACACGAACAAAGAGGAGCUCCCCUUAGAGGAGCAGGGUCCGAGCAUCAAGAAUUUGGACUUCUGGCCCAAACUCAUCAUGCUCAUCGUGUCCAUCAUUGAGGAGGACAGGAACUCCUACACACCAGUGCUCAACCAAUUCCCUCAAGAACUGAACGUAGGGAAGGUGUCAGCGGAGGUCAUGUGGACAUUGUUCGCUCAAGACAUGAAGUAUGCUAUGGAAGAGCACGAGAAGCACAGGCUGUGUAAGAGCACUGACUACAUGAACCUGCACUUCAAGGUCAAGUGGCUUUACAAUGAAUAUGUCAAGGAGCUGCCAAACUUUAAAGGCGUCGUUCCUGACUACCCAUCAUGGUUCCUACAAUUUGUGCUACAGUGGUUGGAUGAAAAUGAGGAUGUAUCUAUGGAAUUUAUGCAUGGAGCCUUAGAGAGAGACAAGAAAGACGGAUUCCAGCAGACAUCUGAGCACGCUCUGUUCUCCUGCUCUGUGGUGGACAUUUUCACCCAGCUCAACCAGAGCUUUGAGAUCAUCAAGAAACUGGAAUGUCCCGACCCUAACGUCAUGGCUCAGUACAGUCGCCGCUUUUCCAAGACUAUUGGCAAAGUUCUUCUGCAGUACAGUGCCAUUCUGACCAAGAGUUUUCCUUCUUAUAUCGACAAAGAGAAGAUUCCUUGUGUCCUGAUGAAUAACGUGCAGCAGUUAAGAAUCCAGCUGGAGAAGAUGUUUGAGUCGAUGGGUGCCAAACAAAUGGACACCGAGGCCAGUGACUUACUGAACGACCUGCAGGUGAAGUUGAACAACGUGCUGGAUGAUCUCAGCAGUACAUUUGGGAACAGUUUUCAGAGCCAUAUCAAUGAUUGCAUGCGGCAGAUGGCAUCUCUGCUUAACCAGAUCAAAGGACAGAUCAACGCCAGCAACAAAAACCAGGUGGAGGCCGAUUCUGACACCAUGCUACGGCCACUCAUGGAUUUCCUUGAUGGAAAGCUCACACUGUUUGCCACUGUAUGUGAGAAGACUGUGUUGAAGCGUGUGCUCAAGGAGCUAUGGAGGAUCGUAAUGACCAGCCUGGAGAAGACUAUUGUCCUGCCACAGGGCAGCACCUUUGGUGCACAGAUUCUCUCAGCUGCAAAAGAACUGGGUCAGCUCUCCAAGCUCAAGGAUCACAUGGCAGGGGAGGCUAAAAGCCUGUCUCCCAGGCAGUGUGCUGUCAUGGAUGUGGCACUAGACACGAUCAAGCAAUACUUCCAUGCAGGAGGCAACGGGCUGAAGAAGGCAUUCCUGGAGAAAAGUCCUGAGCUCUCCUCACUACGCCACGCUCUGUCCCUCUACACUCAGACAACAGACACACUCAUCAAGACCUUUGUGACCACCCAACAUGCACAAGGUCCAGGCGUGGACAAGCCAAUAGGUGAAGUGUCUGUCCAGACUGAGCUGCACACUCACCCUGGGAACGGGGAGCGGAAAGUUACUGUCAAAGUGAUAGGAGCCAAUGAUUUAAAAUGGCAGACAUCCGGCAUGUUCCGACCCUUUGUGGAGAUCACUAUGAUCGGGCCUCACCUCAGCGACAAGAAACGCAAAUUCCAGACCAAGUCCAAGAAUAACAGCUGGUCUCCCAAGUUUAAUGAGACCUUCCACUUUGUUCUGGGUAAAGAGGAUGGCUUCGACUGCUACGAAUUGCAGGUCUGCGUCAAAGAUUACUGCUUUGGCCGAGCGGACAGAGUGGUCGGUUUGGCCGUUAUACAGUUAAGAGACAUCAUGGGGAGAGGCAACUGCGCGUGCUGGUGCCCACUUGGCGAACGCAUCCAUAUGGACGAUACGGGCCUCACCGCUAUGCGAAUUCUCUCUCAGCGUUCCAACGAUGACGUGGCCAAGGAGUUUGUGAGGCUGAAAUCAGAAACUCGCUCAGCUGAGGAGGGCAGAUGAGGAGAGCAGGAGGGGGAUAGAGAGAGACAGAAGGAUGGAAGGUUCUGCUGAUUUCACAGCCUUUACAAAAAGCGGGGAAUAUCUUCCAUAGAUGGCCAUAUGGUCUCUUUCUUAGACCUUGGAUGUUUCUUAGCUGCUGUCGACUGUUUGGUGGCACCUUGCAAAGAUCACCGGCACACUGUCACAUUCACACUGGGUAUUUUGGACACUGUUUUUGUUCCUCAAUCAUUCACGUUAUUAACCAAGCGACUGCACAGCACACGACCACACAGACACGGGCUCACUCAACCACACUCGCCAGCUGUUUGACCACUUACUCUGUUAUUUAACCUCUGUUUCCCACUCUUGUCAUCAGCUAGAGUGGCACAGUGAGCACGCCACAGCCUCGAGGGAACAGAGGACACCAGGCCCCGCUGGAGGGCCAAAACGAGUUCCCACACCUCCCCAGUGUUGUUGUGCAAUAACCCCACCUGAACCCCUUUGAACCGUGGCCAUGUGUUUGAUGCCUUACAUCUGAGAGCUGUGAAUGUGUGAAGUAAAAAAAAAAAAGUCUUUUGAAUGCCCGAAUACUGUAGCUCCACUGUUUGGUUUUAGUAAAUAUGAAAACACUGCAUUUCUUUUUAAUGACCGAAUGGCUGGUAGCUAGGAGACAGUCCUAGUUUUUAAGGUCUGUUGAUUAUUAAAAAGUAGUGAUGCUGAGGAAAUAUGUACAGUUAAUGUUUCAGAGGAAGGUACUUCAACUAAUAACCCUUAAUCGUGCCCCUUAAUGUAGAGGAAUGAUCAUUUAAAUGUGUGCCUUGCCAUGUUAAGUUUUCCAUUCUCUACUAAAGACAACAGUCAUAUGAUCAGUGUAUAAUUCAAGUGGUGAACUCAACAAUAUCAUUUAAAUUACAAAUGGGACCAGCAGUGUGGACAAUGUAUGUGAAAGGUGAACCUGUUUUGGCCAUAUUUAUUAAGUACAAAGUCAAGUAAUAGUGUAACCAUGAUGGUGCAGACAUUUUAUUUAUAUUUUUAUACGUAUUUAUUUGUGUCUGUGCUUUUCAAAGCCCAUGAUUUAAAAUGUUGUUUACUGCCGGGGUUUGCCAGAACAGUGUGUUUGAGUAUUUGCACAGUCUGAAUGAGGUGCUGCUGCAGCGUGUUACACAUAAACUGCAGCGUAACUGAAGAGUUUCUUUAUAAAAUGAGAUAAACGCCCUCAGUAUAAAGUGACAACCUAGUAUUUUGUUAUGAAAUUAAUAACAAAGUUGUGUCCUUGACUGACAGUAGUGAUCACUGUCUUUUGUUCAUUUAUAGUAAAUUAAUAUUACAUGUUGAACUUUCAGGUAACAACUUUAUCUUCCAAAAAAAUAUAUAUAUAUCUGAACAUUUGAACUCAAGCUCCUCAGCUGCCAAGUCGAUAAGGAGUGUAGAAUUACUUAUGGUUUACAUACAUCUUCCUGCUUUGUCUAUCAGUGGCCUUACUUUGGUGAAUAAAAAAACAUAGUGUGUAUUUCUUUUUAUUUAUUUUUUUUUAAUCCUUGUAUUUGCUUUGGCCCUCAGCAAUGAGGUUUUAACCACUUCUUUGCCCAUAAGUUUUAAAGAUACAAAUAAGUUUUCCAAGUGAUGUUCCUUAUCAUUUUCUACUUUUAUCUUUGAUGAUAUUGCAAAAGUAACUGUAUCUAGACUGGGCUUUCUUUGCAGUCUGUUAUAUUUUGUGUUAUUUGUCCACUGAUGUUUUGUAAAUGUUUCCCUUAAAUCGUCUUUUAAUAGGAAUAAUGUCAAUUAAAUGAUGUUUUAUGGACAGGAGGAGUUAUAUACAGUGCAAUGUGUGCCAGUGAAUUUGUUUCUAACUGAUGGAAGAAUAUUAAAAUGUAGCUUUUAAGGAAGGAUGGAUGUUGCUUUAAUAAGAGAACUUCGACGUGUGCACAUUUUUAAACCGAUGACACUCUUUAGAAACCAGAUUCCUCUUUGUUACAGUACAUGAUCCCUUGUAAAUACAUGUUUCAUAGCCAUUCUUUAAUAUACAUGUUCCUUGUGCCAAGUUCAAAGUGUUCACUUUUUGAUUUUUUUUUUUUUAUUUCUGUAUUUUCUAAAUUUGUUAACCCUUGCACUUUCACUAAAUCACUGCAAUAGUUAACAAGUACAGUAUAUCAGUGGUGUUUUCUUUUUAUUGUCACUGCUCUGAAAUGUAAUUGUCACCAUGUAAACAUUCUGAUUAGUGAAUUUUGUAUAAAGUAUUUGAGAAGUAUCUAUAA
Plectropomus leopardus (leopard coralgrouper) is the source of this 7234-nucleotide messenger RNA. The record is from RefSeq and is a predicted model, not a curated record. NCBI's taxonomy places the organism in Eukaryota, Metazoa, Chordata, Actinopteri, Perciformes, Serranidae.